AUGGUGCUGCUGAGUGCAUCAGUGUGUGGGCUGAGGAGACUGGUAGCCAUGUGUGCAGCGUAUGCCGCCUCGCAUGGACUAGUCUACAAUGUCAAAAAAAGUGUGGUCAUGGUCUUUGAGGACGGAAGUAGACGCUGGUCGAAUAUGCCCUCUGUAUCUAUUAAUAACUGCGUGUUACAGAGGGUUUGCGCGCUGUACGAGGUCGGUAAAGAUUACUCUUUUCAGAGCAGAGAGAGCACGACCUUCUACACGUGCAGCCUGUGGAACACAUACACGCUUAGGGCCUACAACGCUCUUCGUGUCCAGUUUAACAACGCAUUCAGAAUGCUGUUGGGGCUUCCCCGCUACUGCAGCGCUUCGGGGAUGUUUGCUGAGGCACGCGUGGAUUGCUUCUACGCCACUAUGCGCAAACGAUGCGCGUCUUUAGUGCGAAGAGUGAGGGGGAGUACCAACAGCAUUCUUGCUAUGAUAGCUAGUCGACUCGAUUGUCUAUAUGUGCGUCACUGCUGUGCCAUAUCUAACGGUAUGGAGCAGAGGUGA
Molecule: messenger RNA, 540 nt
Organism: Aricia agestis (brown argus)
Lineage: Eukaryota; Metazoa; Arthropoda; Insecta; Lepidoptera; Lycaenidae
Exons: 2
Coding region: 1-540 (179 amino acids)
Source: RefSeq, a predicted model, not a curated record